GCUUGUUGCUCCGCCCCUCUUGUUUGUCGUAAACCUGGCGCCUGGCUAGAGUCAACCCAAGAUAAGAGCGUCCAAGGCUCCCCUCCUUCUCCAAGGCGAUCAAUUGGAUAUCUGACGGACCCACAAGUACUCUUGUAGGUGUCCUGCAGCAGAGAAACAGCACCACGGUCGGACUUGUUCCGCCUUCAGCCAAAUUCACCUGCGGGCUAAACCAUGUCAUUGAGCCCAAAGCACUCAACUCCUUUCUCAGUGACAGAUAUUUUAAGCCCGAUCGAGGAGACCUACAGAAAGUUUGGAGGCAUGGACGGUACAGGAAACCUCGCAUCUUCUCUGUGCGCAUACCGACAAACUCAGGUGUCUCAAACCGGCAUGCAGCAGCACUCCAUGGGCCAUAACACCGGAGUGGCGAGCGCCUAUCACAUGCCACACAGCGUCUCUCAAUUUUCCAGUGCCAUAGGAGGCUACUGCAACGGAAGCAUCGGUAAUAUGGGAGACCUCCCGUCUUACCAAGACACCAUGAGGAACGGCGCAGCAGCAACUGCAUGGUAUAACGCAAACCCCGAACCACGCUACCCAACAAUUUCUAGAUUCAUGGGAGCUUCCACUGGGAUGAACAUGACCGGGAUGGGGACCUUGGCAGGGAUGGACGCCACCAAAUCCAUGGUCACCUUACACUCUGCGCCCAGGAGAAAACGACGGGUGCUGUUCUCUCAGGCCCAGGUGUACGAGCUGGAAAGGCGCUUUAAGCAGCAGAAAUACCUGUCGGCGCCCGAGAGGGAACACCUGGCGAGCAUGAUCCACCUGACGCCGACCCAGGUCAAAAUUUGGUUCCAGAACCACAGGUACAAAAUGAAACGCCAGGCAAAGGACAAAGCGACCCAGCAGAUUCAACAGGAGAAUGGCAACAUGUGCCCACAGCAACAGUCACCGAGGCGGGUAGCAGUCCCGGUUCUCGUGAAGGAUGGCAAACCCUUCCAGAACGGCUCAAGCACACCGACGUCUGGGCAUCAGCAGGUGCAGCAGCAGCAGAACGUGUCCGGUGGGGCGAUGACAGCUUCGGCCAGUGCGGUGGUCAAUCACCAGGUGAAUCAUCCGUUAUCCUCCGCCGAAGAACUGGAGGAAAUGUCCCCCAGUUCCCCUAUUCUACACAGCCAUAUUCACAUGGCUCAGACAGACGCGGCUCUCAUCGAAUACACCAAUAACAUGGUCAGUUCAAACCUGCUUUAUGGCAGAACUUGGUAGAAGGGAGAAAUCUGCUAUUUUACAUUUUCAUUCUGGAGAACACGUCAAGUGGAUUUUAAGACGAACAAAAACAUCGGGAAGGACAGUGGUCGUUCGUGACAUGGACAACAAAAGCACCACAAUUCCUUGACAUUUGAGAGGUGCAUAGUGCACCUAUUUUUAAGAAAGUCGACCCUGCGUGUUUAAUUUUGAUUAAGAGCAUUUGAUAAAAAUGAGACUCCAAGCACUCGGUGACGGUGUGAAGGGAGUGAAGUUUUAUUUGUUGGAAUUAAAUUCUUUACGGACACAUUGAGUGUAUCAGGUCAAAGUAUUGUAAUAUUUCGAUUAAUGAACCUGAACAGUAUAUAGUUAACAGAAAUAUUUCAUGUGACAGUAUGAUUCUUGUUUUUAAAACGAAAUGUUUAUCAUUUUUUGUAAAUUACAAAUGUUUUUGCUGCUGCAUAGCAUACAUAUAUACACAUCACAAUCCAGUUGAACCAACAAUAAAUCGCUUGACAUGUAAGCAUUUCUGCUUAUUCAUCUGGCACAUGGGGACGAAGCGAAUUUUACCGGUACAUUAUAGCACAAUUAUGAGUUUGACGUUGGCCUAAUAUAAUUAAAUUACAAUUAUUGUAAUUUACAUCAUUGUUAUUAGUUCUUACCACCCAAUUAAUGAACAAAAAACAGAUUCAAUAAAUAUAAAUUCCAAUAUUUGUUGCCGUUACAAGCAGGCCUGGUUAAGUGGACAUAAAUAUUUAAGCACGUAGUCUCCAGCAUGACAAAGUCCUAAAAUGCAAGACUAUUUGCAGGAUAUUUAAAUUGGGCCUCUGGACUGAGCAAACAAUGUAAGACAAAGAUGAUGAAAGGCCAGAAUUUCGAACUACUGUAACAACUGAGCUCAAUUAAUGUUUCAAAUUUUAAAUAAAUAUAAUUUGUUAUUCGUUGGCUCAGUGAUUUGAACAUUUGAAAUAUAAGCAAAUAACAUGCCAACUAUUACUGUGAUAAAUUAGCCUACUUUAUAAUAGAGUCCGAAUUAAAUAAAGGGGCACUGAAUUGAGACCAAUAAAAUAUAUUUAGAGGACCAUAAAGUUAUUUAUGUACCUGUGAAAAUGGGAAACUGAUUUAAUAAAACAAGAGCCUAAUCAGAAACUAUAUUUUAUUUCCCAUGUAAUUAUAUCUCAAAGCCUCUAUGCAACUGCCAUGGAGUUUGUCAAUACAAGGAACUUUGAAUUGACAAAAAAACAUUCAAACAUAAUAAAACCUUUGUCUAAAGAUGUGCCAUUAACUCAUGUUAAAUUUUUCGUUUACAGAUAUUUUUCUAUGAAUGCUUCACAUCAGAAAGCUUAUGGCGAUUGUGAGGACUGAAAGAGGAAUAUGAUUAGAAAAAAGUAAGGUAUAUGUGAUGCAAAGAGCUGAAUAGUUUAAUUUGGCUACAUUUAUGAAAAUGUGAAAUAAAAUUAAGCUAAUCUAAAUUAGAGGGGGCAAUAUGAACUUGACAAACUGACCAUGACACAAUUGUCUUUUGACUCACUUGUAUUUCACAAGUUUUACAGGCAUUAUUCUUAAAAA
Coregonus clupeaformis (lake whitefish) is the source of this 2790-nucleotide messenger RNA. Its product is annotated as homeobox protein Nkx-2.4-like. The transcript is spliced from 2 exons. Gene Ontology annotation, cellular component: nucleus. Lineage: Eukaryota; Metazoa; Chordata; Actinopteri; Salmoniformes; Salmonidae. The coding region runs from base 214 to 1242 and encodes 342 amino acids. Gene Ontology annotation, molecular function: RNA polymerase II cis-regulatory region sequence-specific DNA binding; DNA-binding transcription factor activity, RNA polymerase II-specific. Gene Ontology annotation, biological process: cell differentiation; regulation of transcription by RNA polymerase II. The record is from RefSeq and is a predicted model, not a curated record.